Bombina bombina (fire-bellied toad) is the source of this 2947-nucleotide messenger RNA. RefSeq names its product cAMP responsive element binding protein 3 like 1 (gene CREB3L1). NCBI's taxonomy places the organism in Eukaryota, Metazoa, Chordata, Amphibia, Anura, Bombinatoridae. Gene Ontology annotation, biological process: regulation of transcription by RNA polymerase II. The transcript is spliced from 12 exons. The record is from RefSeq and is a predicted model, not a curated record. Bases 864 to 2294 code for a protein of 476 amino acids. Gene Ontology annotation, molecular function: cAMP response element binding; DNA-binding transcription factor activity, RNA polymerase II-specific.
AGCUGGAGUCACCGGGAGAAACAAACAGAGUCAGACUUACAGCCGGAGCUAUCCCGGGCGCAACAUGUGCGGGGACCUAAGGAGACCGGAUGAACCCAGCUGAGCCAGGAGCGUGCACCACUAGAGGAAAACUGAGCUCCCACUGCACCCGCCUAGAUCAGCCUGUACCCCAGCUGCUUGACCUGCCAGUACACAUCACUGCACCUCUGUCCUGCACCCAUUACUCCAGCAUUGCACCCCCACCCUGUAGGCAGUACUGCCCCCAGCACUCUGUAAAAUUAACAUCAUCACCUCACUUCUCCAUCACUGCACCUCACAAACUCCUCACUAGUAUCCAGCACUGCAUCUCAUCAUUUCACCCCAGCACAGCCUAGGCAUCCAGCACCUCAUUACUUAGCACCCCAGCACAGCCUAGGCAUCCAGCACCUCAUUACUUAGCACCCCAGCACAGCCUUUGUAUCCUACACUGCACCCAAGUACUUCAUCUCUGCACCUCAUUUUGUUAUCCCUGAGUCUUAGCUCUGCUAUUGGCACCAGUAUCAUCCCAUCAAAGUAACCCACUUGUACUUCUUACCCAGCAUCUUACAGGUUCCAUCUCAACGUCACAGCAUCCCAGGUCCACCAACAUCAUUCCAGAACCCCUUCCCAAAUACAGUGUCAUCACUCCACCACCUACUCAUUACAUCUAGUUUGCAUCCAUCUCUAUAGCUGCACUGCAUCCAUUUACCCCACUCAUGAUUCUGCUCCCCACAACCCUGUACUUAGUGCCCAUUCAUGAAUUUUAACUGUGUUCAGUGACGCCCCUUUUCCCAUGGAAGUCUGUGAGUGCUGGUGACCCAAGAGAUACCCUGUUGCCUGGUACCAUGGAGGGUGCCACUUUACCCCCAGACAGGAAUUUUCACAGCCCCUUACUGGAACUAGAGGACUUCAGUGAGGCGGAUUUCAUGAACAACAUGCACUUCUCUGAGGCUCUUGAUGACUUCUCCAAUGAGCUGUUUAAUAGUUUUUUUGAUGAUCCUCCACUGCUGGACAGAGACUCUCUACUGGACAUGGAGGUGGAGAGUCCGCCACCAGCCAUCCAAGUCGAGCACAGCUACUCACUGAGUGGAGAUUCGGCCCCACAGAGUCCCGCUCUCACAAUCAAAGAGGAGGAUGAGGACAAUCAAAGCGAGCCUGGCAGUGCAGUUUGGUCCUUUGAACACGAGCUAUGCUCUUUGCUUGUGAAGCAGGAACAGAGUGCUAUGUCACAAGCAGAAUCUGCACACAACAACCCUGAACUGGAAUUAGACCAAGGGCUCCGAGAGCUGCAGGAGGAGGUGAAUAUUUCCAGGACCUCAAUAUCGCACAUAAAAGCUGAACCAGGGAUUCCCAACCACUUUGUAAAUGUAUCAGGAGAUGUUUUGGGGGUGAUGCCUCUAACUCCCCCUAGUAGUCACAGCAGUGACAGUGAUGGUUCUCAGAGCCCCCGCUCUCUACCACCCCCUAGCCCGGCCCGUCCAGCACCUCGUUCCUCUCACGCCAUAUCCUCUUCACCACUACUCACCGCCCCCCAUAAGCUGCAAGGUACGUCUGGACCUCUGAUGUUGACGGAGGAGGAGAGGCGCACAUUGGUUGCAGAGGGGUAUCCAAUACCCACCAAACUGCCACUUACUAAAACAGAGGAGAAGGCGCUGAAGAGAGUGCGUAGAAAAAUUAAAAAUAAGAUCUCAGCUCAAGAGAGUCGAAGGAAAAAGAAGGAAUAUGUGGAGUGUCUGGAGAAAAAGGUAGAAUCUUUCUCUUCACAAAACAAUGAGCUGUGGAAGAAAGUAGAGACUCUGGAGAGCGCAAAUAGGUCACUGCUUCAGCAACUACAGAAGCUACAAGCUCUGGUGUCAGGCAAGGUUCCAAGACCAUGCAAACUGGCAGCCACCCAAACUGGAACAUGUCUCAUGGUUGUGAUCUUGUGUUUUGUUCUUGCUUUUGGGUCCAUGAUCCCAUCUUUACCAGAAUUUUCCUCUGGUUCUCAGAUAGUGAGAUCAACCCCGCUCCUGGCUCCUGACCUGUACACCCUAAGCCAGGUCCGCUCAAGAAACCUUCUGUCCUAUGAUGAGGGGUCACCUGAGGAAGUCCCCAACUCCAUGUUGGGGAUAUCAACCAGAGGUGAUUGGAUCACAGAAUCAGCUGCUUUGAACCAGCGCCUUGAGAACACAGCCCAUGAACGGGACAAGUACCUGGGAGAACCAGAAACCAAUAACCAGACAGAUGAAAUAAACAGGAGGCAGAAGAAGGGGGACACAGGCUCCAGUUUCUUGUAGGGUCAGGGGCAGCUGGAGAGGGGGUCAGUAGCUGAACAUGCCACAAGCAAGGAGGAAGUGGAGAAUUGCUUGGAAGUCUGGAGUCAAAGACUAAGAAUCUAAGGGAAAUCCCAGACUCCAGCACUCACACCAGCUCACCCUUAGGUGUUCUAAGCCUUUAACUGAAUUUUUUGGAGUACAGCAAGACUGACUCAGCAAGGCUCCAGGCGGAGAUCACUUCGCUAUUUUGUGCCCGUUCUUGGUUAAGUGAAGGCCGACUAUGCUGCAGCUAAGGCCAUUUUGAGUUUUUUCACCUUUGACAAACUCCAGUGAUUACAUUUGCUAUCUAAUAAAGGGGAGUCUACUUUUAUUAAACCCUUCCCUAUCAGAUGGAAUCAUCAAGAUUUGAAACUCGCACCUCAUACUGUUUUUUUUUAAACAAAGAACAUUCAUCCUUAGACUGCUGGCAAAGGACUCAUGAGGCCCUUAUUAGCCUCCAGACCACUCUCCUGCCUGCUGCCCCCUUGUACAGACCACAUCUGGAUUUCUGGAGAUGAUUUGAUAGUUAGCGCGAGCUUUAUAUGCAUGGGAGUUUUGUUACACUUCCUACUCUGAUCUUUGCAAUGUGCCUGCUUUAAUCAAGCAAAAUAAAAAAAUAGCAUCAGCAAAAUGAA